AUGAUUGUCAGCGGGAAGGGUGGCGUGGGGAAGAGCACCAUGACGAAGGAGUUGGCGUUUGCACUCGGAGCACGCGGAUUGUCGGUUGGGCUGGUUGACAUGGACAUCUGCGGGCCGUCGCUCCCUCGUCUGACUGGUGUGCGCGGCGAGGAUGCGCAUCAGAGCGCUGGCGGUAUCGAGCCCGUCCUGGUGGAUGAGAACGUGGUCAUGAUGUCGAUGCACUACCUGUUGUCGGACAAGAACGAGGCGGUACUGUUCCGUGGACCUCGCAAGAACGGCGUCAUCAAGAUGUUCCUUAAAGACGUGAUGUGGGGAGAUCUGGAUGUCUUACUGAUUGACACCCCACCUGGUACGUCCGAUGAGCACAUUACCAUCAGCUCGCUGUUGCAGCAGACGACGAACGGCAUAGACGGUACCGUGCUCAUCACGACCCCGCAGCGCGUCGCGGAGGCGGACGUGCGUCGCGAGUUCAACUUCUGCCAGAAGGCGAAGUUGCCCAUCCUCGGCCUUGUGGAGAACAUGAGCGGCUUUGUGUGCCCGGGGUGCCACAAGGAGUCGGAGAUUUUCCCAAAGGAGGAGGGCAAGAUGGGAAAGAAAGAGGGCGCCGGUGCUCGACUCAGCCGCGAGUUUGGGGUUCCCCUCUGGGGGGCAGUGCCGCUGGACCCUCUGCUCAUGAAGGCAUGUGAAGAAGGCAUCUCCUUCUCCGAGUACGUCGAGAAGAGCGAGAUGACGAGUAGCACCACGCUCGACGUUCUCUUUACCGUAGCUGACCAGCUGAUCGCCUCUCUAGGAAUUCAGAUGGAGUGA
Molecule: messenger RNA, 807 nt
Organism: Leishmania braziliensis MHOM/BR/75/M2904
Lineage: Eukaryota; Euglenozoa; Kinetoplastea; Trypanosomatida; Trypanosomatidae
Product: putative nucleotide-binding protein
Exons: 1
Coding region: 1-807 (268 amino acids)
Biological process (GO): iron-sulfur cluster assembly
Cellular component (GO): cytosol
Molecular function (GO): ATP binding; iron-sulfur cluster binding; ATP-dependent FeS chaperone activity
Source: RefSeq, a predicted model, not a curated record